Leguminivora glycinivorella is the source of this 6465-nucleotide messenger RNA. RefSeq names its product endoribonuclease Dicer (gene dcr-2). The record is from RefSeq and is a predicted model, not a curated record. Gene Ontology annotation, molecular function: ribonuclease III activity; protein binding; RNA binding. Gene Ontology annotation, biological process: pre-miRNA processing; siRNA processing; apoptotic DNA fragmentation. NCBI's taxonomy places the organism in Eukaryota, Metazoa, Arthropoda, Insecta, Lepidoptera, Tortricidae. Bases 1 to 5076 code for a protein of 1691 amino acids. The transcript has 33 exons. Gene Ontology annotation, cellular component: cytoplasm; RISC complex; nucleus.
AUGUACCUCUAUGCUGUGCGCGUGCUGGCAGCCAGACCGACAUUAUUGUUGUACCGAGUAAUUUGUGAUACAAAAAAUGGAAGCAGACAAUUUCAUAUCCGGCCCUAUCAAGCGCAGCUUGAAGAAGUGGCUAUCAACAAAAACACUAUUAUUCAUUUGCCGACAGGAUCAGGCAAAACUUUUAUUGCCAUCCGUCUUAUCACCCGGUUUCGGGAAGCGCUACAGAAGCCAUGGGGUGCGGGAGGCAAGCGGACAUUCUUUCUUGUCAACACCAUACCGCUGGUAAACCAACAGAAAAAAGUAAUUGAAAAUAUCUGUCCUGUCAAUGGAGUUGGUGCGUACAGCGGAGAAGACAGGGUAGACUAUUGGAAUAAAGACAAAUGGGAUGAGGAGCUCUCUAAAAACCAGGUCAUCGUAAUGACCUGUCAGAUAUUGAGCGACAUGCUAACGCACCAGUACAUACAAAUCGAGGAUAUAAACCUGCUGAUUUUCGACGAGUGUCACCACGCGGUGGAUGACCAUCCUAUGAGGCUGGUCAUGAAGCAUUUCGAACAUUGCCCUACGCACAAACACCCGAGGGUCCUUGGUCUCACAGCGACGUUGUUGAACAGUAACGUGGCAAUAUCAAGCAUUCAACAGUCUUUGAAAGAUCUCGAGACGACUUUCCAUGCUACCAUCGCCACUGUCAAUGAACUGGGAGAGGUUUUGAACUACUCCACCAAUCCUAACGAGUUUGUAGAGUUCUACCAGACACCGCAAGUAACACCAUCGGCCGCAAAAGCACUGGAUAUCCUUAGGGUGCUGAUAGACUACAUAUUGUCGGUUCAACUGCCGCAAACGAAUCUUUCACAAGAGAUCAAACUCAAGAAGUAUCAGCAAGAUAUCACUACUGACCCUAAAAAGAUAGUAAAAGCAGUAAAGAACAUGAUAAGUUCAGUGAUGAUGUUCAUAAAAGACCUUGGCGUAUACGGUGGGUCUUUGAGCAUCACCUCUUACAUCAUUCUCCUGGAGCGGCUUAAGCGGAAGUCUUUAAGCAAAGAACAAGAGUUACUUUACGAAUUCGUAAUAACACACUUAACGAAAGCAAGAAUGAUAUUAUUACUGUCCAUGUCAAAGGAAGAGGGGUAUGAGAGAAUUAUCAAACAUUCUUCAGACCAGAUUAUACAGCUGCUAAAUGUAUUAAAAGAGUUCAACCCCGAUUUAUAUAAUAAGCCUGGAGUAAUACGAAGAAAAAACAAAUCGAACGAGCCUCUAUCGGGAAUAAUCUUCACACAACAGCGAUUCACCGCCAAAAUCCUGUAUAACUUACUCAAAGACGUGAAACAAGCUAACCCAGAGGAGUUCAGUUUCCUAAAACACGAUUUCUUGGUUGGUUUCAACAUCGAUCCGUAUAAGAGUACUAGGGAGCAAGCUUAUGUCAAGAAGGCUAGUCACAAGGCGCUGCUAAAGUUUCGGAAUAAGGAACUCAACUGUUUAAUAGCGACGAGCGUGAUUGAAGAGGGCGUGGACAUUCCUCAAUGCCUGUUGGUACUGCGCUUCGAUGCGCCAUUGGAAUAUCGCUCCUAUAUUCAAAGCAAAGGACGAGCGAGGAGUGCAGAUUCCAGCUUCGUUUUAUUAGUGAACUCAAGCGAUCGAGACAAAUUUAUGAGCAAAUACCAUAGCUUCAUGCAGACUGAGAAAUACAUUCAAAAGUUACUCGUAGGAUCCUCGGAUACCAGAGAAGCUCCUUCGGAGUCUUCCAUACAAACCAUGUACGACGAGGAUGACAUUCCACCAUACAACAAUCCCUAUGGAAGUUGUCUCCACGCAGUAGGAGCUAUAAGUUUACUCAAUCGCUACUGUUCGUGCCUACCGCACGACCAAUUUACAACGAUAACUCCCAUGUGGAUUAAGGAGUCGGUUGACGAUCACAGGGGGCAUUAUGCGGGUAUAGUCGUCACCAUAAUCAUGCCCAUCGCUUGUCCUGUCAAAGAACCAAUAAAGGGUAAACCGUACCUCAACCUGAAGAUAGCCAAGAGAUCAGCAGCACUCAACGCGUGCAUAAGACUGCACCAAGAAGGCGAACUAGACCGAGUGACAAUGCUGCCUCGGAAUUAUGGAAAUGUGGACUUCGAGGUCCCGGACAUAAGGUCCUGCUUCCUAAACUGGCCAUGGGAUCAAGAAGAUGAAGAUGACGAGGGUGCCUCGCAUAAGGCUGGCACUAAGAAAAGAAUGCGAAAACAUGAUAAAGUGUUCCCAUUAUACCUAUCCGGAUCCAUGUCACACAGCCAGCAAUACUACCUACACAUAAUAAAACUUAAAAUCGGCUUCGAAAGGCCUCAAGAAACUCGCGAGCGCGCGCUCUACGACCUUUUACUAAGAGACGAGGGCUACGGGUUCAUAACGCCUGAAGCGGUCCCUAAAAUAUGCCAGUUCCCUAUGUUUCUGGCGGUCGGGGAUGUGAUGAUUGAAGUGCAUAUGAACUAUGCGGUCAUACCGCUUAAUAGUGAUAUGGUGGAUCUUAUCAAAAGGUUCCACUUCUUCGUCUUCGACCAAGUCCUGGAAAUCGCCAAAAAGUUCCUCAUCUACGAUGGCACUGUCAACAACUUAUUUGUGGUGCCAGUUAAAGGCAGUGCUGGUGGCUACGAUAUAGACUGGCAAGUCAUGCAGAAAUACAAGGAGAUUCCUCCGGUACCUCCCUCAGGGCCGCCUUACGAGGAAAGAAAAGCGCUGGAAGUGACGCAAGAAGAUUACCAAUACUCUGUAGUGACACCCUGGUACAGAGGCGCCAUCUUGCCGAGCCGGUACAUAGUGUCGAACGUGAUAGAGUAUAUGACUCCAAAGUCGGCUUUCGAUGACUCGUCUUAUGACACCUAUGAGCAAUACUACUCAGCGAAAUACCACCUGGAGAUUAUUGGCAGAAAGGACCAGCCGUUGCUUGAGGUCCGCAACAUAACAACUCGCAUGAACUGCCUGUUACCCCGAGCGGCCACCAUCAACGCGUUCACAGAUAAACAAAAGAAGUUAAUCUCAGUAUCACAGGGUGACGACAAACCGAAAAGUUUCACCGAGAUCUUCAUUCCUGAGUUCUGUGUGAAGUAUGACUACCCGGGAGUACUUUGGUAUAAAGCUACAAUGCUGCCUAGCAUCAUACACAGAGUUCACAUGUUAUUGAUUGCGUACGACCUUCGCGCUGAAAUCACCAAAUACACUCAAUAUGGACUGAUGCACUUGCCUAAAGGUACCGAAAUAUUUUUCAGGAUAAAUAACCCCAUAGACCCUGAGAACGCGCCUCGUCGGCCAAUCGUGUCCAUGAAGGAAAGUCUGUACCAACUGCAACAGAAAAAGAUAAACAAGGAAUAUCCUUGGGAUGCAAAAAUGGAACCAAUCGACAUAGAGCGCAACAUAUCGUCAGUAACACUAAUGGACAUAGAAUGCUACGACGAGUUCGUGUCAGCACCUUUAUACGCACGUGAGGAAAUGUCCCAGUUAUCGGUUAUGCGUUCGCCACCGCGUGUUCCGAACGCUACGGCAGCGGCAGCGGCCAUCUUGCCACCGCCACUUAAAUACAACGACAAAAUCAAGCUUCUCUCCCUAAAGCCAACGGGCCGGGGCCCCGAACUACGCGACAUUCUCUUCGCGCUUACCACAAUCAACUCCCACGAUACAGCCAAUUUGGAGCGCGCAGAAACCCUGGGAGACUCCUUCUUGAAGUUCGCUGCCAGCUUGUAUUUGUACCACAAGUUCCCGAAACUGAACGAGGGACAGCUGACUAAUAUAAAAGGCAGAUUGAUUGGUAACAGGAACUUAUACUACGCCGGCGCACGGGUAAAGCUAGGUGGUCGUAUGAAGGUCGAACAAUUCAGUCCGAGGAAGGAUUUCCUCGUGCCAGGCUUCUUGGCUCCGAGGCAGGUGCAGCAGUUCAUGGAGGGACAUUGCCUCCGCCCAACGUUCCUGAUAGGCAUACAGUUCCCGCUACACGAGGCGCUCAGCGGGAACCUUUCCGACGAGAGUUACGAGCAAGUCACUCAGCGAUACAGCGAGAAUGGCGUCGUGGAGAGGGAACCUCCGGGCGGCGCGCAGAAUGUCAUGCAGUGCUAUGUGCGCUCGCAAGUUGUGUCCGACAAGAGCGUAGCGGACUGCGUGGAGGCGAUCAUUGGCACGUAUCUCCUUCACGGCGGCGUACUAGGCGCCGUCAAAGUACUCGAAUGGCUGCGAGUCCUUCCUGCCCAGGACAACUUCGCGUCGUACCUCGGCAAGAAAGUGCCCACGGUCAUCACAGACGGGAAGAGCACACUGGCAGAGAUGGAUUUCCUCCUCAACAGCUGUCAGAAGGACAUCGAGCAGAUUAUCAACUACAAGUUCAACGACCCGUCCUUUUUACUUGAGGCCUUAUCACAUCCGUCUUAUAUCCGGAACCGCCUGACUCGCUCCUACGAGCGUCUAGAGUUCCUCGGCGACGCCAUCUUGGAUUUUCUGAUCACAUCGCACAUAUUCGAGAACUGCGAUCAACUGAAACCAGGCGAGCUCACAGACUUGCGUUCUGCGCUAGUUAAUAAUGUCACAUUCGCGUCCUACGUCGUCAAACUGGGACUGCACAAGUUCCUUUGCUCCCAGCUGAACCCGACUCUAGACAAGGCGAUAAUGAUGUUCGUCGAGCACCAAGAGCAGAGAGAUCACGAGAUCAUCGAAGACGUGCUGUAUUUAAUUGAUGAGGAGGACUGCCAUAUCGCCGAAUACGUGGAAGUUCCUAAGGUUCUCAGUGACAUAUUUGAGUCGCUAAUGGGCGCAAUAUACUUAGACAGCGGCGGCAACUUAUCCGCCGUAUGGGCAGUGGUAUAUCGCAUCAUGCAUCGCGAGAUAGAAGCCUUCUCUACACGUAUCCCACAGCAACCAGUGCGGGUACUCUACGAGAGGAUACACGCCUGUACCUCCUUCGGAACCGCCAAAGUGGUGGAAUGCAGCACGCCCCGAGUUAUGGUCCCCGUCACAUUCACGAAGAACGGCCGCCCGCACACCGCGCACGGUUUCGGCGGCAACAAGUUCCAGGCCAAACGAGCCGCCGCCAAGCUCGCGCUCAAGAUAUUAGACUCCUAGACUGACUGUAUGUAGUACCGUUGCAUCAUUCAGUCAUUCAUUCGUUCAAGUGUCGCCCGCGCACCGCGCACGGUUUCGGCGGCAACAAGUUCGCUAGACUGUCUUAAACUAACUACAUUUUCCGGUACAUCAUUCAUCAUCAUGCCGAAGCAUGCGGCACUUCGUGAAUGAAUGAAUAUCACGAAGUGCCGCAUGCUUCGGCAUCAAGUUCCUGGCCAAACGCGCCGCCGCGAAACCAGCACUCAAAAUAAACUACGUGAUUACACACGUCAGUCAUUCAUUCGUUCACGAAUUGUUGUCCGGUCACUCUUAAUCAAAUUUUUUUUAUAUUCAAAAUUAUGAACUGUUAUUUUGUAGGUAUGAUUAUGUGUAUUUACAAUGAAUUGGUUGUGUCCUUUAAGUGUCGUACUUUUAAAUUUAGUUUUAUAUUUGUGUCAGUAAGUACCUAAAGUCAGAAUUGACUAGGAUAAUUACGCUUUGUGCAAUUGUAAACCGUAUUAGAAUGCAUGAAGGUUCACUCUAACUGUUGAAUGGUUGGAUAAGAACUGUUUAUUAUAGUGACCAUUAUAAGGAUGUUACUCCUUUAUUCAUAAAGUUAGUAAGCCGCUAAUAAUCGUUUGUCCCUUUCCGACGUAUUGAUAUGAUGGGAAGGGACAAACGAUUUUGACGAACUUGUCAACUUCAGUAAACGUAAGGGGGUAAGGAAGUAAGAAAUUUUAAAAUGUGUUAAUCUCUGAAGUGUUACCUUGAGGCCGGUUCACACGUAUUAAGUUGUCAAGUAAUUAACUAAAUUUUAACUUAAUUUUAAGCGACUUAAAGCGUGUAAACAAUCAAUUUAGUAAUAAGUUACAAGUUAAUAUUUAGCGUGCACUUAAGCAAGUAAAUUAGAAUUUUGUCUAUUUUUCGGUUAAGUAGGUGGGCGUGAACUACCACUUGAUACGUUUGGACAGGCACGAUUUAGUUAAAUAUUAGUUAAUUGUAUAAGUUUGGCGGAGCGGUUGCGAUCGUAUGUUCGUGAGUUAUCUUUUUUGAAAAAUGUCGAAGUGGUCGGAAGACACUACAGUGAAGUUUAUUGAAGAAUAAUUAUGUUAAACAAAGUUGCACUAGCGCCAUAUUCAUUCCUUCUGCUUAUCCAGUUUCUCACCCAGUCUCGUGGGUGCUCUCGUUUCCCUGUCUAUUUCAUCCUUCAGUUCAUCUAAAACCUCGCUGAAUACGAAUUUAAUUACUGAAUGAAUGACUUGAACGCGCUGUUGAUCGUCCAUUUCAGGAUGACUAAAGAGCUUAGCUGUUUACGAGGUGUAAACGCUUACUUAAAAUUAAGUCGCUUAAAAUUAAGUUAAAAUUUAGUUAAUUACUUGACAACUUAAUACGUGUGAACCGGCCUUUAGG